Mercenaria mercenaria is the source of this 1439-nucleotide messenger RNA. Its product is annotated as actin, cytoplasmic-like. The transcript is spliced from 2 exons. NCBI's taxonomy places the organism in Eukaryota, Metazoa, Mollusca, Bivalvia, Venerida, Veneridae. The coding region runs from base 212 to 1351 and encodes 379 amino acids. The record is from RefSeq and is a predicted model, not a curated record.
UAAGGGUAUGAACAAUACAGUAUACCAUAUAGGGUAAUAAUUCGUGGACAGGCUCUGUGAUCGACCCUUUAGCAUGACACAUGCCCUAGUAGUAAACAAAAGUCUCUGCCUAUAAAUAUGAACCCUUUUGCAUUGGCUGGCAUACAUCAACAAGCAAAUCAGAGAAAACAUUAGCAGAAAUAGGUUUAUAUUUCAACAAAAUCUUAUAAAAAUGUCUUUUGGCUAUGAUGACGAUAUUGCCGGCGUUGUAAUUGACAACGGUUCCGGUAUGUGUAAGGCCGGUUUCGCAGGUGACGAUGCGCCAAGAGCCGUGUUCCCAGCAGUGACAGGUCGACCAAAGUACGACAUGUGGAUGGCAGGCAUGGGUGGUAAGGAUACAUACGUUGGAGAUGAAGCACAGAAUAAGAGGGGAGUUUUGUCCCUGAAAUAUCCGGUUGAACACGGAAUUGUCACUAACUGGGACGAUAUGGAGAGUAUCUGGCAUCACACUUUCUACAAUGAACUCCGCGUGGCUCCAGAACAACACCCAGUGUUAUUGACUGAGGCCCCAUUAAACCCGAAAGCUAACCGAGAGAAAAUGACCCAAAUCAUGUUCGAAACUUUCAACACACCAGCGUUCUAUGUGUCUAUACAAGCAGUGCUUUCAUUGUAUGCUUCCGGGCGUACCACAGGUGUAGUGUUCGACUCCGGUGAUGGAGUUUCACAUGUGGUUCCUAUCUACGAAGGAUAUGCUUUACCGCAUGCUAUCGAACGAGUAAAUUUAGCAGGGCGAGAUCUGACGAACUAUUUAUCCAGAAUAUUAAACGAACGAGGGUAUAGCUUCACGUCUUCCUCCGAGAUGGAAAUAGUUCGUGAUAUCAAAGAGAAACUAUGUUAUGCUGCUCUGGACUUCGAAGAGGAAAUGAAUGUUGCUGUAGGCUCGUCUCAAAUAGAGAAAAGUUACGAACUUCCAGAUGGAGAAAUUGUUACUAUUGGCAACGAACGAUUUCGAUGUGUUGAGUCACUGUUCCAGCCAUCAUUCAUUGGCAUGGAAAGUGCAGGUGCGCACGAACAACUAUACAACAGUAUAAUGAAAUCUGAUAUAGACAUAAGAAAAGAUCUGCUAUCAAAUGUCGUACUCUCAGGGGGUUCAACAAUGUUUCCCGGCCUUGCAGACAGAAUGAAAGUUGAAUUAGACAAUUUGGUUCCCAGUACCAUGAAGGUGAAGGUUCUUGCUCCACCAGAGAGAAAGUACUCAGUGUGGAUUGGUGGCUCUAUCUUAUCAUCUCUAUCUACGUUUGGUCAGAUGUGGAUCUCUAAACAGGAAUACGACGAGUGCGGCCCAAGCAUUGUACACAGAAAAUGCUUCUAAGAUAGAGCAGAACUCGAACUAUUUGGUGCAAUUGUCUUCUAAUCACUUUUGUAAAUAGUUCUAUAUUAUUUAAAUGAACAUGUAGCAC